Mollisia scopiformis is the source of this 1901-nucleotide messenger RNA. Its product is annotated as putative D-lactate protein. The record is from RefSeq and is a predicted model, not a curated record. NCBI's taxonomy places the organism in Eukaryota, Fungi, Ascomycota, Leotiomycetes, Helotiales, Mollisiaceae. Gene Ontology annotation, cellular component: mitochondrion. Bases 138 to 1832 code for a protein of 564 amino acids. The transcript has 8 exons. Gene Ontology annotation, molecular function: D-lactate dehydrogenase (NAD+) activity; D-lactate dehydrogenase (cytochrome) activity; FAD binding. Gene Ontology annotation, biological process: lactate catabolic process.
CUCUGAUCGGCAAAUCGCAGGCCACAAGAGAUGAGCCUCCAUACUUGAGCGCUCUUUUAUCAGACACUAUUUAGACUACAGUAAGUUCCAACACUAACUCGUGACGACGACCAUUCAAUAUUUAUCACCGAAUAAAGAUGGCUACCCCUAUGCGAACGUCGACAAGGAUAGCCACAAGAACUACUCAAUGCCUACGAAAUCGGCAUAAACCUCUGUCUCGGUGGAACAACACAUCAUCAUCAUCAUCAUCAUCAUCAUCAGCUUCGAAAGGUACAAGAUCUCCUCUUUCGGCUGCAUUCAAUGCCGCAGUACAAGGGAUAGCUUUUGGGUCAACUCUUGGAGGAACGUUAUGGCUUUACAACUAUCUUGGCAAAAGAGAUAUUGACUGCUCUUGGGCAACAAAGUUUUCUGCUCCGAAGUACGCAAGUGUGAAAGAGAUGCAGGCUGCUAUCGAAGAGAUUCGGAAAGCUCUCGGCGGUGAUAAUGUCAGUGUAGACGAUGAAAUAUUGAAAGCUCAUGGGUACUCGGAAUGGUCACCUGCGAACAUUGAUACUCUGCCCGUUGCUGUUGUGUAUCCAAAGUCGACCGAAGAAGUAUCGCAGAUUAUGAAAACAUGUCACAAGUACAAAGUACCCGUCAUUGGGUAUUCUGGAGGGAGCAGUCUUGAAGGCAAUUACUCAGCACCGCAUGGAGGUAUCAGUGUUGAUUUCAUGCAUAUGGACGCUAUAGUGAAAGUCCAUGAAGAAGAUAUGGAUGUUGUGGUUCAGCCAGCAGUCGGAUGGGUAGAUCUCAACAAGAAGAUUGCUGGCAGCGGCCUUUUCUUCCCCGUAGAUCCUAGUCCGAGUGCUAAGAUUGGCGGUAUGGUUGGUACCAAUUGCAGCGGAACAAAUGCUGUUCGUUACGGUACCAUGAAAGACUGGGUGCUGAAUCUUACUGUUGUCUUAGCUGAUGGAACAAUCAUCAAGACUAGGAAUCGACCUCGGAAGUCUGCAGCGGGCUACAAUUUAAAUGGCAUAUUUGUUGGAUCUGAAGGAACGCUAGGCUUGGUUACUGAGAUCACACUGAAAUUGGCUGUCUUUCCAAAGCAUUUCAGUGUAGCAGCAGCGACAUUUCCCACAAUACGAGAUGCUGCUGAUACAGCAUCCGCUGUGAUGCGUGCUGGAGUCCCCGUAGCAGCCCUCGAAUUCUUGGACGAGGUCCAAAUGGCAGUUCUAAACAAAGGCGGCUGGACCGCACCUCUGACUUUCGAAGAGAAACCAACCUUGUUCUUCAAGUUUUCCGGCACGAAAGCCAGCGUAGCAGAUAAUGUCAAGGAAGUCGAAACUAUAUCAAAAACUCAUAAAGGUGGCGCUUUCCGUUAUGCAAAGAACGAGAAGGAGCAGGAAAUCAUCUGGUCUGGGAGGAAACAGGCUUUGUGGAGUUUACUUGCUGCGAGACCUGAGGGCACAGAACUAUGGACUACAGAUAUAGCGGUUCCGUAUUCGAGUUUGGCUACUAUGAUUGAGGCAUCGACAAAGAGCUUGAAAGAACUUGGUUUGUUUUCCUCGAUUGUUGGGCAUCUUGGUGAUGGAAAUUUUCAUGAAGCUAUAAUGUAUCACAAGACCGAUCCUGUGGAAUCUGCCGCUGUUGCAAAACAUGUCAAAAAUAUGAUAGGACGUGCUUUGGAAAUGGAUGGCACCUCUACCGGUGAGCAUUCAAUUGGAUAUUUUAAGAAAGAGGAACUGCUUCAGGAAGUUGGACCUGAUACAUUAGGGGUGAUGAAAAGUAUCAAACAAGCAUUGGAUCCGCAUUGGCUACUAAAUCCAGGGAAGAUUUUCGAUACCCCAGCCUGAAAUUUAAAGUCGAAUUGUAUAUUCAAGGAAGCAAUUUUCUGGAUCGUUAUUUUGGCGUCACCUAGAAGA